This is a messenger RNA of Pteropus alecto (black flying fox), 1053 nucleotides long. It is a transcript of the gene GIMD1, whose product is annotated as GIMAP family P-loop NTPase domain containing 1. Gene Ontology annotation, molecular function: GTP binding. The record is from RefSeq and is a predicted model, not a curated record. NCBI's taxonomy places the organism in Eukaryota, Metazoa, Chordata, Mammalia, Chiroptera, Pteropodidae.
UAUUUCAUAGGAGAGAAGCAUUCAGGAAGUCAGAAUAGAAGACUUUUUGCAGAUGCCACUUGCGUAUUCAAGUGGAAUGGAGGCAGGAGAUGGGACAUUGUUUAAAAUGUAGGAAGGGCUGUUUCUCUCACUGUUCUUUUUCUGUUCCUACUUCUCCUCCGAGGGUGAAUAAUGUUCAGGUACUGCUGCUAACUUUGAACUCAGGAACUCAGCAUCCAUUCCUAAACCAACUGACCUACCACACUGAUAAGUUAACAUAUUCCUUCUAAAUAUGGUUUACAUUAUCUUCAUGUAAUGUUUUUUUUUUCUUUCAUUUUCCUGCAAUUCUUGCUUCCUCUUCUCUUUCUUAUCUGUAUUUGACAUCUCUCUUCUCUUCCAUUGCAAACUACUGAUAUUAUUUCAAUCUUCCCUCUGUCACUGGGGUGUCUCCCCUUUAGUGAAAGACUCCUCUACAAUUAGUCACUAUGAAUGAGGGGGAAGCACAUUAACGGUACUGCUGGAAUGUUCCAGGCCAGGUAAGAAGCUUUACAUGAGGCGAACAAGGAAGCCUACUUGCUUAUGCUGAGCUUUUGUUUAUCCACAGCCAUGAUGGACUCCAAACAGAUGAUCAUCACCUUGGCUCUCUUUGGCAUGACUCAGAGUGGACAAAGUUAUGCUGGGAACAUGCUUCUGGGAAGCACUGACUUUCAUAGCAGCUUUGCUCCAUGUUCUGUGACCAAAAAUUAUAGUCUGGGCUGCAGUGGCUUCACGUGUCAAGGAGGGCAAGAUAUAAUCCUGCAGGUCCAGGUGCUGGACACUCCAGGUUAUCCACACAGCAGGCUGAGCAACAAGCAUGCGAAACAGGAGGCCAAGAAGGCCCUGGCACAUCACUUUGCACAAGAGGGUUUCCAUCUUGCACUGCUGGUUCAGAGAGCAGACAUGAUGCCUCUUUGUGAACAGGAGGUGUCUUCUCCAGUCCAGGUGAUCCAGGUAAUACAAAGAGGCUAUUACACUAAUGCCAUUAUUCCCAUUUGGAGGACAUUCCUAAUAGAAAAUUAUCCUAAUGGAAAAUAA